AUGGAAGCAGCAUCAUUGAAGUUUUCGGUAUUGGGGAAACUUUACCAAUCACCCAUCCAUAAUCUGAUUCCACUACUUUUAAGUCUGAAAUUGAUCGGUGAAGAGGAAGUUAAAGAUACAACAUGUGUUUCGGCUCAAGAAAUACUAAACAGAUUUGUAUACGAAGAAUACAAGAAAGAAUGUUUCAUAGAUACUUUAAAGCAUAUGGAGUCUAUGUUACCCACAUUCUACUUGCAACCAAAACAACCUCCUGAUCCAGUCAAAUCGGAAAUAGAUGAUAAAGUUUGUAAAGUAGAAGAGACAGAUACCAACCAAUCACCUAUAGUGCUGAUUCGAACUUUCACCAGAGCAAUGAGUCUUUAA
This is a messenger RNA of Lottia gigantea (owl limpet), 363 nucleotides long. RefSeq lists its product as hypothetical. The record is from RefSeq and is a predicted model, not a curated record. The transcript has 2 exons. Bases 1 to 363 code for a protein of 120 amino acids. NCBI's taxonomy places the organism in Eukaryota, Metazoa, Mollusca, Gastropoda, Lottiidae.